Messenger RNA from Fusarium verticillioides 7600, 1463 nucleotides. RefSeq names its product 60S ribosomal protein L44. NCBI's taxonomy places the organism in Eukaryota, Fungi, Ascomycota, Sordariomycetes, Hypocreales, Nectriaceae. The transcript has 4 exons. The coding region runs from base 623 to 943 and encodes 106 amino acids. Gene Ontology annotation, molecular function: structural constituent of ribosome. The record is from RefSeq and is a predicted model, not a curated record. Gene Ontology annotation, cellular component: cytosolic large ribosomal subunit; ribosome. Gene Ontology annotation, biological process: translation.
CUGGACCGUUGUGUUGUCGGCAGCUGAAGAGGCCAGCUUCUCGAUCGUCUCCACCGCAGAAUCGGCCUUGCCCAAGUUGAAUUCAGCAAGAGCGCCCAGGGCCUGGAGCUCAGGCUGAGAAUCACCCUUCACGUCAUCGAGAACAUCUUCUGCCUGUCCAAGAGCCAAUCGAGCUCGGAGGACAAGAAUGCGCGCGGGAAGAGCGUUGUCAGGGGAGAAGGAAGAGGUAUCAAAGUCAAUGACUUCCUGAUACUGGCCCUGAUGGAAAUGGUUGUGAAUGUUGAUUAAUUCGCCUUCGGUCGAGUAGGGGUCCAUCUUGGUUAACGCUUUGGAAACGUAUUUUGUAUGCGGAUGACUGCUGUCCCUGAAAACGUCCCUUGAGAACACCUUGGAUGCGCUCAAGAUGCCGAUGGAAUGGUGGGGCCGGUCGUAGUCUGUCCUUUCCAUCAACGUGGGGUGAGAUCCACGAUCUCAGGCGCUCGAAUGUGGCUGGUGCAAACCGAUGGGGCUAGGGUCGGCUGCCCACAAAGUGAGAAAUCACACCAAAACCUCAAUUUAGCCAGUCUUUGGAACUUGCAUCACCAAACACACCCAAAGAACGGCACCGUACAUCGUCGUCAAAAUGGUCAACAUUCCCAAGACGCGUAACACCUACUGCAAGGGCAAGGAGUGCCGCAAGCACACCCAGCACAAGGUCACCCAGUACAAGGCUGGCAAGGCCUCCCUGUUCGCUCAGGGUAAGCGCCGAUAUGACCGCAAGCAGUCCGGUUAUGGUGGUCAGACCAAGCCUGUCUUCCACAAGAAGGCCAAGACUACCAAGAAGGUUGUUCUGCGAUUGGAGUGUGUCAAGUGCAAGACCAAGCUCCAGCUGGCGCUGAAGCGAUGCAAGCACUUCGAGCUUGGUGGUGACAAGAAGACGAAGGGUGCUGCUCUGGUUUUCUAAGUGCUUUGUGUUUGGGGUCUUAGGGUCACCAUUUCUAUGCUUACCUCGGCGGCAUUUGGGCAUCAUGGAUGGACACAGGCGAAAGGAGGUACACGCCCUCGAUUUGAGGCAUGUUUCAUAGGGAACGAAUGAAAAAAAGAGUCUCUGUGUUGCACCAACACGAAUUUUCUGAAGCAAAGCACAAUAACGUGCAUUCAUGGUGAUGAACCAUUUUCAAGGGUUGAGUCGUUACCCCUCAACAUCAAGCGGGUUUGGGCUCAUGAGUCAUGGUCGUGGUUGAGAAACGAUGUAUUGGUCUAUAGGUCUAAAGCUCCGAUGCUAUUCUAAAAUCCUUCACCCAGCAUUAUAGUCUUGCCGCCUCCAUACCAGAGUGUGCCAUUUCGUGCAUCCAGUCCUCUCUCAUGGCCGACUAGCCACUCGCCAGCAUUGUACUCGGAGUCAGGAUUAUCCCAGACCUCCUUCUCUAGCCAUGCAUUGACCUCCUCAAUGGCCUUUACCCAGGCUGCCCUUUUCUCUGGCG